GGUAAAUAAAAUUUACUCACACCUUCUUUUACUAAAGACAGAGGGGUAGGGUGCAAAUUUAUUCAUGCCGACAUUUUUCUCACGCCCACGACAGCGUCGAUCGUUACGCGAUGUCCCGGAUGUGAGACGGCUUGGCCAGUUUGCAGUUAUUAGAGCUACAAUAAUCUCAAAUACGGACUGAUCUAUUUACCUCAGUGGAAAAGCUUAUCUGGAAGGCACCAACAGUUAAAGAAUUAAAAUGCCAGUUGCAGAAAGUGGACAGAGAACUUUUCCUGGUGCAGGAACUAAACCAGGAGUGGAAAUUUGGAGAAUUGAGUUUUUUAAGCCUGUUAAAGUUGACCCUAAGCAACAUGGAAAAUUUUACAAGGGCGAUUCCUACAUCAUACUAGAGACAAGAACUGUUGGAAAGAUGGCAAACAUAUAUUUUUGGCUUGGGCCAGAAACCUCUCAGGACGAACAGGGAGCUGCUGCCAGCCUGUCUGUGAUCCUUGAUGAUGAAAUGGGUGGUUAUCCUGUACAGCAUCGUGUGGUUGGUGGUUAUGAAGAUAAAGGGUUCCGAAACCUUUUUCCAAACAUAAGCUUGCUCGAUGGUGGCCAUGCUUCGGGUUUCAAGAAAGGGAAGAAAGAGUUUGUAAAGGCAUUGAUACGUGUGAAAGGGAAACGUAAAGUUUAUGCUUCUCAGGUGCCUCUUACUGUUGAUUCUCUUAACAAUGGAGACUGCUUUGUUUUUGACUGUGGAAGAAAGAUUUUUGUGUGGCUUGGCAAGGAGAGCAAUGCGAACGAGAGGUUUAAUGCUAUAAAAUAUGGGCGAGGAUUACGAGAUGAGGAGCGAGCUGGUUUGGCUACUGUAAUUGUAAUCGGAACGCCAGAAGAAGAGGAAGAGUUCUUUCUUGAACUGACUGGAAACAAACGUAUUGUUCCUAUUACUAAGGAAGGGGAAAGCGAUGAAGCUCAUGAUGAAAUCCUAACUCUCAAUUUAUACAGGGUCCAAGAGGAUUCCAGUGGAAAUAUCACGAUGAAAGAGACUGGCAGCAAACCUCUGAAACAAGAAGAUCUAGACCCUGAUGACGCUUUUAUUCUGGAGACUGGUCAGGGCAUUUAUGUGUGGGAAGGAAAGAAAUCAACUCGGAAUGAAAAAAAUCAAGCCUUCAAGGAUGCCCAAGGGUUUAUCUCUGCCAGACAACUGAAUCCUAACACACCUAUUAAAGUCAUUAAAGAAGAGCUGGAGCCAACAGAGUUUAAACAAUAUUUUUCAUCAUGGGAAACCACGGUGCCCUUUGGAAUGACACAGACAUACCAUGCUGGCCAGGGCAUUGCCACUAGAGAAAAACUGGACCAAAGGCCAAAGUUUGAAGUGAAAUCCAUGCAUGACAGAAGAAAGUCGGUGACCAGCUCCCUUCCUGAUGACGGCACAGGCACGGUCCAAGUUUAUAGGGUAAAAGGAUUUAAGUUAGAAGAACUUCCUGAGAAAUCUCAUGGGGUGUUCUACUCUGGAGACUGCUACGUCAUUCUGUACACUUAUCUCAAGAACGGCAGGGAACGUCACAUCAUCUACUUCUGGCUGGGAAAUGAUAGCACAGCAGAUGAACAAGGAGCAGCUGCAGCUGGUGCGAUUGCCCUUGAUGACCAGCAUGGUGGAGAACCCUAUCAGGUUCGAGUUUGUGAAGGGAAGGAACCUGAACAUUUUUUUAUGAUUUUCAAACGUCGGCUUAUCAUCUAUCAGGGUGGACAUGCUAGUGGCUUCAAGAAUGUGAAAAAUGAGGAAACUGGCAGAGACACCCGUAUGCUUCAGGUUCGAGUCACAGGAAACAAUGCUAGGAUUGUUGAGGUUCUCCCAGUAGCCCAAUCUCUGAACAGCAGUGAUGUGUUUUUGAUACAUAGUUCUAGUAUUUGCUAUCUGUGGGUUGGUAAAGGCAGUAUUGGUGAUGAGAGGGAGGUCGCUAGAGAAGCUGCAAGGCUUAUCUGGCACUCUGACGAUCCAGAACGAGCUAUGGAAGGCGAUGAGAGAAAUGCAAAGACUAUGGAUAAAAUCUGGACGUUGCUUGGCGGAAAAGGCGACUACUCCUCAACUAAGAAGAACUGGGGAGAGGGAGACAACCAGACUUACCCCGCCAGACUUUUUCACUGUUCCAACGCGUCAGGCAGGUUCAGAGUGGAGGAAGUUCUUGACUUUUCACAGGAGGAUCUCGAGGAAGACGAUGUUAUGAUCCUUGACGCCUGGAAAGAGUUGUUUGUGUGGGUUGGAGAGUCUGCACGUAAAGAAGAGAAGCACGAGGCGAUUAGGACUGCUUUGGUAAUGUUGUUGUUGAUUUCAAAGGAGCUACCUGGCUCACGGCUUGCGCAUCUUGUAAAGUUUAGCCUAAAUUUUUCAAGUUCGUUGUUUGUAAUCGGUGUAAAUCUUCUCCAUCCUUGAC
This is a messenger RNA of Orbicella faveolata, 2414 nucleotides long. Its product is annotated as advillin-like. Gene Ontology annotation, cellular component: actin cytoskeleton; cytoplasm. The record is from RefSeq and is a predicted model, not a curated record. Gene Ontology annotation, molecular function: phosphatidylinositol-4,5-bisphosphate binding; actin filament binding. Gene Ontology annotation, biological process: cytoskeleton organization; barbed-end actin filament capping; actin polymerization or depolymerization. Lineage: Eukaryota; Metazoa; Cnidaria; Anthozoa; Scleractinia; Merulinidae.